CGUCCUCUUGGCUAGCUAACUAACUGACUGACUGACUGACUGACUGACUGACUGACGACGUCACUUUGGUUGCGAGUGUCCGGGAGUGAACAAGUGGGUUGGGUCCGGGCCGGAUAUUCGUUGAUAGUCUGGCUGCUCGUGAAUCCCUGUGAGCCCGUAUGCGCUCCGAUCAUGUUGGAUGCGCUGUCUAGUCCGGCCACGGGUUUGGCGGGUGGCGGCUCGUCGUCCGCCACGCAUUGGUUGUUAGCGCUAGUGAUUGGCGUCAAGUGUAUCAAGGUGUUGGGUCUGUACGUGGCCUACGACCUCCUGAAGAGCCUGCAUCUGGUCACGUUCCUAUUCAUCACGUUGGGCAUAUUUGCGGCCUUCCUAGUUUACAAGCAAAAACCAUUCAGUUCCGGUCCACCAUUAUCGAAGGCCACGUGGGUCGUGGUGGCGAAAUAUGCCUUCUUCACUUUGGUGUAUCAAUUAUUCUGGUUUUACGGACUGACUCUCUGUGGACCUCUGAGGAGCAUUCUCGUAUCUGAGCAACCCGCCCUGGCCCUCUCCAUUGGGUUCCUAUCGUUGGUAUGCCAAGGCCAAUCCGGCGUCUCCAGUCCGGCAAAAACGAGAGGAGCCAUUCUGUUUCUUUUGGGGGUGUUAUCCUUGCUUUUGAUUGACCACGACGACAACUCGCCUCAUCAUCAAGCCUACCAUGCCGGGCAUGCCAAUCAGCAUCAAGAGAUCUACACGAUUUUCACGCACAUGUUCUCGUGGACCGACAUCUCCGACCAUAAAGGUGGAGUUCUGGUGUUGAGUGGCCUGCUGAUCCUGCAAUCCAUUAUUGGAUGGUACGGACGUCGUGCAGCGGUUCAAGUUGGAGGCACUAAACGCUUAGGAGCCUUUGCCGCCUUGCUUUCAUUCCUUUUUCUGUCCCCAUGGGCUCUUCUCAAUCUCCUAAAGCAGGGUUCGUGGGGAUUAGAUCUUUCCAGUAACUUGGCUCUGAUCUUCAUCUCUGUCUCUGUGUUGGUGGCAGACUUCUAUAUCGAUUCUGCCCUCUCCGUCAAAGCUGACAAAGAGCGACUAACUCGAUGUGGUAUUUUCGCCUCGUUCGUGUCCUCAAGCCUCCUCAGCGUGUUGUGGACCCAAUCCAUGACCUUUGACGGAGGCCACCACUUAGACCCCAAUGACGGAAUUGUUCACGUGCCUUUGAUGGAAGAUCAUCAAAUCUCGCCGGGAGUGUUUCUUGGAAUUUUCUUCUUCUUCUUGGCUACCUUGAACCUGACCACUUCUGGGAGAGGAGGAACACGGGCAUUCUUUGUUGGAUAUUCCUCUGCGGGAUUGCCUAUGUACAACAUCACCUCCGAAUCCAUUCACGAAGCGGGACAAUCCAUCUUUAGGACAGCCAAGCAAGGAAUGGCCCAAAUCCUGGAAGACGGCAACUCCCGUCGCAUUUUUUUCUUCCUCCUCCUUAAUUUAGCAUUUACGUUUGUGGAGUUUACCUACGGUGUUUGGACCAAUAGUCUGGGCUUGAUAUCAGACGGGUUCCAUAUGCUUUUUGACUGUUCGGCGUUGGUUAUGGGAUUAUACGCUUCUGUUCUUUCGAGAUGGAGGCCUUCAAAAGCUUUCUCGUUUGGGUAUGAGAGACUGGAAGUCCUCUCAGGAUAUGUCAAUGGCUUGUUUCUGGCUGUGAUAGCUCUUAAUGUGUUCACGGAAGGUGUGAGAAGACUGUUCGACCCCCCAACGGUCGGAACCGAGCGACUUCUUGCCGUAUCUAUUGGUGGUUUGUUGGUGAAUAUGGUCGGAAUUGCAGCCUUUACUUUCGGCUCUCACGGCCAUUCCCACGGAGGGGGAUCACAUGGUCACAGUCAUAAUGCCAACAUGCAAGGUGUUUUUCUGCACAUCCUUGCCGACACCCUUGGGAGUGUUGGUGUCAUUGUUUCCUCCUUGCUCAUUGAAUACUACGGAUGGAAUAUUGCCGAUCCAAUUUGCUCGCUCUUCAUCGCCGUGACUAUUUUCGUGUCUGUUAUCCCCCUUUUAAGCCAAUCUAUGAAGGUGCUUUUACUCGUUUCUGAUGAGAAAGUCCGAGAAGCUGUUCGUGGGUGCGUUGAACAUUUGUCUGAAUCGGUUCCCGGAUACAUCCAAGUUCAACACGUGAAUGUAUGGACUCACACCAAUGAAAAAGUCUUUGCUACAAUCACAUUGAUGGCCCAAGAGAAUUGUGAUACCCAAUUAAUCACGAACACGGUUUGCCGCCUCCUCCGUGAGUGUGGGGUCCACUAUCCAGUCGUACAAGUUCAGUCUAAACAAUUCGAGAUCCACUUGCAAGGUCUGGGAACAAAGUUUCCGUUCACCUCCGAGACGUCCGCCAAUCAUCGUUUGGCGGCAGAUCCGAUCUCCGUUGGAAUGAAGGCAAGCUCAUUUAUGGGAAUCUAAAAGCAAAUAGACUCCCACGUUCGAUUGUAGCACUUGAGCCUGGAUGUGUCUGUCGCCUUGCUUCAACGUCAAGAUUUGUUUAGUUCACGGUAAAGCGAAAGAUUGGUUAUUCAUGGUUUCGUUUUGCCUCCCAUUGUGUUUUUCAUACUUUCGUCUGUGAUAACAAUAUAUAUGAAGAAAUAACCCC
Molecule: messenger RNA, 2599 nt
Organism: Tigriopus californicus
Lineage: Eukaryota; Metazoa; Arthropoda; Copepoda; Harpacticoida; Harpacticidae
Product: proton-coupled zinc antiporter SLC30A5-like
Exons: 8
Coding region: 172-2412 (746 amino acids)
Biological process (GO): intracellular zinc ion homeostasis; transmembrane transport; zinc ion transport
Cellular component (GO): membrane; Golgi apparatus
Molecular function (GO): zinc ion transmembrane transporter activity
Source: RefSeq, a predicted model, not a curated record